AAACUGGCUUCAUUUUUGUUCGGCCUUCCCACUUUUUUCUCAUAGUUUUGCUUCCAAAGCACCACAACUGUUGUACAAGCAAGUGAAGGAGGAGAAAGAAAAUGUUAAGCCUAGCUGUGGGGUCAUCAGUUGCUGCAAUGAACAAGGUUUCCAUACAUCAUACUGUGAAUUAUGGUAAUGGUAGUGGGAAAUCUACAGCCACACAGUUCGGCUUUAUCAAGGGAUCACAACAACCACCCCCUCUCCUUUCUACUACUACCAAUAUUUCCUCCUCCUUUAAGACUGCCGUUGCCGCUGUUGAUUCCAACGAUCUCACUUCCUCUCCCACUCCUCCUGACAAGCAAGAAGCCAACAAGUACUACUUUGUUGUUGCCAACGCAAAAUUCAUGCUGGAUGAAGAGGAGCACUUCAAGGAGCUCUUGUUUGAGCGCCUUCGUAACUAUGGAGAGCGUAACAAGGAGCAGGACUUUUGGCUUGUGAUUGAACCCAAGUUCUUGGACAAAUUCCCCAACAUCACCAAAAGACUGAAGAGACCCGCUGUUGCUCUAGUUUCAACUAAUGGCACAUGGAUGACGUUUAUGAAAUUAAGGUUGGACCGUGUUCUAUCUGACAGCUAUGAAGCUGACACCCUAGAAGAAGCAUUAGCCUCGAAUCCUACUACUAUAGAGUUUGAGAAGCCAGAAAACUGGGUGGCACCAUAUCCAAAGUAUGAAUAUGGAUGGUGGGAGGCCUUCUUGCCUGCCGAAUCAAGAGAAUCAAAAGUAUAGAACAUUUUGCCUAGUUGAUUUUCUUCCGUCUUACCAAGAAGAAUUUUCAUUGUAUCUUAGAUAAUAGCAGUCUUACCAAGAAGGAUUUUCAUUGUAUCUUAGAUAAGAGCACCCUUAGCUGCUGGAAUCUGCAUGCAGCUUUAUGAGUUGGUAAGAUGGUCAAACUUGUUAAGAGCCUUGUAUGUUUGAAAGAUUUUGUAACUUGAUAUCUAUAAUUCAGCAAAGAAGUGUCUUUAAAAUA
Messenger RNA from Populus euphratica (Euphrates poplar), 1008 nucleotides. RefSeq names its product YCF54. The record is from RefSeq and is a predicted model, not a curated record. The coding region runs from base 102 to 767 and encodes 221 amino acids. NCBI's taxonomy places the organism in Eukaryota, Viridiplantae, Streptophyta, Magnoliopsida, Malpighiales, Salicaceae. The transcript has 3 exons.